Messenger RNA from Gaeumannomyces tritici R3-111a-1, 1281 nucleotides. RefSeq names its product DNA repair family protein. Bases 305 to 1222 code for a protein of 305 amino acids. Lineage: Eukaryota; Fungi; Ascomycota; Sordariomycetes; Magnaporthales; Magnaporthaceae. The record is from RefSeq and is a predicted model, not a curated record. Gene Ontology annotation, biological process: DNA repair. The transcript is spliced from 2 exons.
GCGCUGCCGACGACGCCAAUCGUAGUACUUUAGAAAGUACAAGGCUGAGACUAGGCUCGAUUUAAUACGGAUAUGAUGAUGUCACUUCCUACUUCGGUCAAACCUAACACUUCCCCAUGUGCUUCCCGAUACUGGCGGAUGCUGCAUUUCCGACAUCACCGUAUAAACUAAAUAUCGUCUAUCAUGUCUAAGAAACGCACUAUCGACUCCUUCUUUCCGUCGGCCUCCAAAAAGCAGCGAAAGACUCGGGAGGACGAGAAGCAAAAACCUGUAAGUGAAGGUCGGGCGAUGUAAAAGAUACAACAUGAAUGCUAAGGUACCAAAACAUCACGUCGAGGAUGUGCGGUACACGAAGCACCCGGCCUAUCCGCUCCCAAUUCCCGAACUCCCAGGGGCCAUCAGCCUGGAGCUCUGUUCCCUGCCUGCCAGGCCACCCCGGGUCAUCAAUGACCGGCCGGAGCUGGACUUGCUCUAUUUCCAGCCAUUCCUCUCCUCACACGCAUCCAAGGCGCUAUUCGAGUUUCUGAGGGCCAAUCUUCCCUUCUACAGGGUUGAGUACGAUAUCAAGCGUGGUGGCAUCCAGACCCAUAUCCGCACGCCUAGAUACACAACCGUCUUCGGCCUGGACGACACAAGUUGCUUUGAUGAGCACGAGGACGUGGUGGAUGCGAAGACGGACAUGAAGGUCUCCGCGGGCGCGCAAGCGAGGUAUGCGCCGCGGCCGAUUCCCAAAUGCCUCAACGACCUCCGCGUCGCAUGCGAGGCAGCAACCGACUGCAAGUUCAACUUCUGCCUUGUCAACUACUAUGCGUCAGGCGCGGAUAGCAUCUCAUUCCACAGCGACGAUGAGCGCUUCCUUGGCCCUGACCCGCUCAUCGCCUCCCUGAGCCUCGGGGCCCAAAGGGAUUUUUUGCUGAAGCACAAACCGGUAACGCCUGGAGCGGCGGGCUUAACGGGCAUAGACAUGGAAGCGACGCAGCUGAAGCUGCCUCUGGCUAGCGGGGACAUGAUAUUGAUGAGGGGAAAGACGCAAGCCAACUGGCUGCACUCGAUCCCAAAGCGCACGGGGAAAAAUCAGCUGGACGGGGGCCGGAUCAACAUCACCUUCAGGAGAGCCAUGAUCAAGGCUGGAACAGACAACUACUACAACUAUAAUGUAGGCAAUGGCGCUAUGUACUUAUGGGACAAGGCUGCUAAGGAAAUGCGCGAGAAUAAGCAAUGAAAUAGUAGUGACGGCGUAGCAGCCAACGGGGCAUGCGUCUAAGUCUAUGUGCACAGCCA